This is a messenger RNA of Staurois parvus, 304 nucleotides long. NCBI's taxonomy places the organism in Eukaryota, Metazoa, Chordata, Amphibia, Anura, Ranidae. The record is from the annotation of a GenBank genome assembly.
UAAGUCCCAGUCUGCUUAUUCACCAGGGCCCCUGAUGGUGGGGAUGGACUUGGAGCAGACAGGAACCAGGUCGCGGCCCCUGAGUACACCUGCUAGUGGUAGAGGGAUCCGCCAGAGGCUCCCGCAGGGUAAGAGUCUGAUAUGAGGAGGUCGGGCGAUCCCGACAGGAUGGAUAGAUGAGCAAAUGCAGGGUCAAACAAGCCGAGUCGGGAGCCAUGGGGUCGGUGCGGUACAAAGCAGCUGGCAGAGAAUAGUCGGGUCACACGCCAGGUCAGCAACAGUAGAUCAGAUCCAACAGGGGGCA